Messenger RNA from Nelumbo nucifera (sacred lotus), 3135 nucleotides. Lineage: Eukaryota; Viridiplantae; Streptophyta; Magnoliopsida; Proteales; Nelumbonaceae. The record is from RefSeq and is a predicted model, not a curated record.
AUGAGUUCAAGUCUGCUUAGGUUAUCUAUUUAUGUCUUCUUUCUCUUGUUUGCAAGCUUGUUGGGUUUAGAAGUUUCCACCCUCACCAUUGCUACCAGCUUAGGAAACGAGACCGAUAGAUUGGCCUUGUUAGGGUUCAAGAAUAAUCAUAUCUACGAUCCCUUGGGAGCUCUAAAUUCUUGGAACGAGUCUCUCCAUUUCUGUAAGUGGAAAGGCGUUACAUGUGGUCGUAAGCACCAAAGGAUUACCUUCUUAGAUUUAAGUGACAAUCGUUUGGAAGGAAUUCUACCUCCAUACAUAGGAAACCUCACCUUUCUUCGAGGUAUCUACCUCUCAAACAAUGGUUUCCAUGGUACAAUCCCCCAAGAAAUUGGUCGCCUGUUCCGCUUACAAUUCCUCAAUCUCUCCACCAAUUUCUUACAAGGAGAAAUACCUACCAAUUUGACUCGCUGCCAUGACCUCAGAGUGCUAGAUAUAAGAAAGAACAACCUCACUGGAAGGAUACCCAAUGAGCUUGGGUCUUUGUCUAAGCUUACACAGAUGUUUCUUAGCAAAAAUUCUUUGACCGGACGGAUUCCACAUUCUUUUGGAAACCUUUCAUCGCUCGAAGAUCUUCGGAUAUCAUAUAAUGCUUUGGAAGGAAACAUUCCGGAAAGUAUGGGCCAGAUGACAAGAUUAAAAACUGUUGUUUUUGAUGAAAAUAAGCUCUCGGGUACGUUCCCUUGCUCAUUUUACAAUAUAUCAUCUAUUGAAUUGUUUUACGCUACAUCCAAUCAAUUGCACGGGAGGCUUCCAGCUGAUAUAGACCUCACCCUUCCAAAUCUCCAACAGAUUGGUAUUGCUUGUAACCAUUUUACUGGACGAAUUCCUCAGUCCCUUUCCAAUAUUUCAGGUCUUACGCUUAUUGAUAUCUCCUCAAACAAUUUUCUUGGACCAGUCCCUGCUAAUCUUGGUAAUCUUCAAUAUCUCAGUACUCUAGACAUUGGUGGAAAUCGAUUGGGAACAAGGGAAGCUAAUCACUUGAGAUUUCUCACUUCUUUGACCAAUUGUACUAGUUUAGCAUAUUUGGAACUAUACGAGAAUGAUCUUAGAGGCCCAUUUCCCAACUCUAUUACUAAUCUCUCGACCCAGCUUACUCGACUCAUCAUGAAUGGAAACCAAAUUUCUGGAAGCAUCCCUGUUGGUAUUGAGAAUCUCAUCAAUUUAAAUUAUCUAGACAUGUCGUUCAACUUUCUGACAGGGAGCAUUCCCCCUACUAUAGGAAAGUUAAGGAAGCUUGAAGUCUUGUUUCUACAAAGAAACAGAUUCGUAGGAGAGAUUCCACCCUCAAUAUGCAACAUCACUCCUUUGUAUAAUCUCCAUUUAGAGGAGAACAGACUUCAUGGAAAAAUUCCUUCUUGCCUAGGUGAUUCUAUUUCUCUGCAACAAUUAAACCUUUCUUAUAACAAGCUUACAGGUGUUGUACCUAAACAGUUAAUCGGUCUUUCUUCUUUAACGUUUUACCUCAACUUGGAACAUAACUCUCUCUCUGGCUCUCUACCACCGGAAGUAGUUAAGCUGAAAUACAUUGAGCAACUAGCUGUCUUUGGAAAUAAGUUAUCUGGUGAAAUUCCUGCUGCUUUAGGCGCUUGUAGUAGCUUGCGAUAUCUUUAUUUGGGAGCCAAUUUCUUCCAUGGAAAUAUUCCUUCAUCUUUGAGCUUAUUGAGGGCUAUUGAGGUGCUUGAUCUCUCACUCAAUAACUUAUCAGGACUGAUUCCAAAAGAAUUUGAGAAUCUUCCCUUUUUGGAGAGUUUGGAUCUGUCCGUAAACAAUCUUGAGGGUGAGGUACCAACAGAAGGGGUCUUUGCAAAUUUAAGCAAAAUUAAUGUGGUUGGGAAUAGUAGGCUUUGUGGUGGUAUUCCUGAAUUGCAAUUGCCGAGCUGUUCCACGUCCAUGAAAGGAGGAAAGCCUAUUGGAUUUAAGGUACUGGUUGUAGUAGUUAGUGUGGUGUUUUCUUUCAUAUUAAGUUGGUCCAUUCUUUAUUGGAUAAGAAAACCCAAGAGAGAAUCUUCACCUACACCCCCUAUAGGAGAUAGACAAUUGAAGGUAUCUUAUACUGAGCUUUUUCAAGCUACUGAUGGAUUUUCAGAAGCUAAUUUGAUUGGUUCAGGAGGUUCUGGCUGUGUUUAUAAAGGAAAUCUCAUCAAUCGAGGUGAAAGUGAAACAGUUGUAGCAAUAAAGGUAUUUAGCCUUCAACAACCAAGGGCUUUGAUGAAGAGCUUUAUGGCUGAAUGCAACAUACUGAAAAACAUCCGGCAUAGAAAUAUUGUCAAAAUUAUAACUUCAUGCUCAAGCAUGGAUUCCAAAAGCAACGAUUUCAAGGCCCUGGUUUUUGAAUUUAUGCCUAAUGGUAGUCUAGAAAAAUGGUUGCAUCCGGACGUAGAUUUACACAAGGAAGUCAAGACUUCAAACAUUCUACAGAGACUGAACAUUGCAAUUGAUGUGGCAUCUGCACUGGAUUAUCUGCAUUACCACUGUGAAACACCAAUUAUCCAUUGUGAUUUGAAGCCAAGCAACAUUCUUCUUGAUGAUGAUUUGACUGCUCAUGUAAGCGACUUUGGUUCAGCAAGGUUACUUGCAGAAGGCACCAACAAUUUUUCUUGCAACACUAGCGGGUCAUCUGCAGUAAAAGGAUCUAUCGGAUAUAUGGCUCCAGAGUACGGUACAAGUGGUGAGGUGGCAAUACAUGGAGACGUGUACAGCUAUGGUAUCCUUUUGUUGGAGAUGUUCACAGGAAAACGACCUACACAUGAGAUGUUCACAGGUGAUUUUAAUCUGCAUAAGUUUGCCAAAAUGGCUCUUCCUCAACAUGUGAUGAAAAUUGUGGAUUCAAGGCUUAUAUCAAAUGAAGAACACGUUAAGGAGAACACUAGCAUUAAUUAUUCCAGUUAUCGGACUCACAUGGUCGAUAAAUUGCAAGUGUGUCUAACUUGGGUAAUCAGAAUUGGAGUCCAAUGCUCUAUUGCAACACCAAGAGAACGAAUGAACAUAAGGGUUGUCACCAAGGAAUUGAAUUUGAUUAGAGAAGUCUUUCUUGGAGUUAAGGUUCAUGGAGUGAGACCGAAUUAUUCAAUUGAAGGUAUGGUUAAACUCUAA